CCAAAGAAUACGGAAGUAAUUGUUGUAGAAUGGAGUAUGGAAGUACAACUUCUUCUGGGAUUACUUGUAAUAGGCAACGACCUCGACCUCUUCCAGAGGGACCCACUCUACCGGAGGGAAAGGACUAUCAUGUGUUUUUCUCAUAUAGAAAUACCGAAGAAGAUCGGAAAUGGACGAGGAAUGUAAUAACAGAAUUAGAAAGCAGAGGCUUUAAGUGCUGUGAUCAUGAACUUGAUUUUCUCCCGGGAAAAGAAAUUAUUCAAAAUAUUAAAGAAUACAUUAAACGUUCCGUUAAAACGGUGCUUGUAUUUUCAAAAGAAUACAACGAAAGUUUGUAUUGUAAAAUUGAAGUUCAUUAUUCCCUGCAUAUGUCUCUCAGCGAACACAAACAUAUACUUAUUCCUGUUAAAAGGGAGGAUUGUGAAAUUCCUGAAGAUUUAGAAUUCUUUACAUGGAUUGAUGCAAGAGAGGACAUAGAACUGUGGUUUCCACAAUUUCUAGCAGCGAUCAAAGCCCCAGUGGAUGCUGGUUUCACACAACCAUUCUUACAGUUUCAUAAAUACGAAAACUUUGAUACCAUUUUCGAAGAAACCAGUACGAGUUCGUGUUGUGGAGAGGCAUUCCAAACACGGUAUAUCCCCGACUAUCUCAGAAGAAGUGGAAUAGAUUUUAAUCCAGAAGUUUUGACCGAACAUGUUGCUAAAGUAUCGUCCACUCGACUGGUUAGACAGCGUGUGUUUAUCAACCCUACACGCAUAAUUUGUGUGAUAGCAUACUAUUUUAUCAUUGAUUUCUUCCUUGGAGGACUGGCAAUGAUGUUGGUUUAUGCAUUUGUUCCUGUUGAUUUUGAAUACCCGUUGUUCAUCGCUGGAAUUCCUAUUGCGUUGAUAUCUGGAAUACUCGGAGUCGCCUGGCCAUGCUAUUGUUACUCUUCAAAACGACAGGGAGAAGUUGAAAUGAAAUUACAUUUAGCUGGAGUCAACAGAGUUUUAGUGUCAUCUAAUAUAUUCAUGACGCACAAAAUAGCUAGAAUGACAGCGAAAGUCACCAUAUAUUUUAUUUAUUACGACUGUCGUCAAUGUAUGGAAUACAUCAAAGAAUACCACGUAAGACACCAUGCAGAUGAGACCAGAGUUAAAAUUGUUGAUGAAGAUGACACCAAUGAAGUAAAUGAAAGAACUUCGUUGAUUGGCGUGAACACCAGGGCUAUUGAUAUUGAGGAAGAAGCUUUGGACAAGAUUUUGGAUAUGUCUGUAAGCUACUUUGACAAGUUUUUGUCUGGAAAAUUAAAUCAUCCCAGGAAUAUCAGACAUUCACGUAGGGCAAUCUGUUUAUGUCAGUUUUUGGAGGAAAUAAACAAAUCAUGUAAGGAACCGAAUACACAACAUCACAUUAUUGAAGUGUAAACCUUAAACUUGAUAUUGAAUCUCACUUAUAUAUAGUAUUACAUUGUCUUUUUUAUGAUUAACUAAAUAAAACUUAUGUACUGAU
Messenger RNA from Mytilus californianus (California mussel), 1491 nucleotides. RefSeq lists its product as uncharacterized. Gene Ontology annotation, biological process: inflammatory response; immune response; toll-like receptor signaling pathway. Gene Ontology annotation, cellular component: membrane. Gene Ontology annotation, molecular function: transmembrane signaling receptor activity. The record is from RefSeq and is a predicted model, not a curated record. The transcript has 9 exons. Bases 30 to 1406 code for a protein of 458 amino acids. Lineage: Eukaryota; Metazoa; Mollusca; Bivalvia; Mytilida; Mytilidae.